AUGGCCGAGAGGCUCACAGCCAGCCCCAGUUCGCCUGAACCCAUGGCUAAGAGGCUCUCAGCCAGCCCCUGUUCGUCUGAACCCACGGCUGAGAGGCUCACAGCCAGCCCCUGUUCGUCUGAGCCUGACAGUCCUGGAGGUCUGAACCGAGGAUGCCUCCUCGAACCUGGCGACGUCCAUUACCCUAAUCUCUCCAUCAUUGUCCCAGAAACCCCCAGCCCUCAGCUGGGCAAACGGAGGAGACGUUGUCUGACCAGAGAGGAGCGCCGCAGCCCUGUGGUCGCGGCCGGCUCCCCAGAGCUGGAAAAACCUGCCGGCAGCCCGCGAAGUUUCUCACACGGGUGCAAGCGCAGGCGAUUGGCCGAGCAGAGCGGCUUUGUUCCGGCCUCCUCACUGGGAGGCUUUUCUCUGGGCUCUUUGCUGGAAUCGCCCUGCUCUUCCUCCUCCUCCUCCUCCUCAUCUGCCUCCUACCUCAAGCCUGCCUCAGUCCUCCGGCUGAAACAGAUCCAGACAUCAGCGUCUCCCUCUGCUGCCGCCGAGCCGGGCUCAGAAUCUCUGUCCUUCCUCACAGAGGAGGAGAGGAGGUGGCUGAACGGGGAGCAAGGAGACGCCACGUCUGCGGGUGUGGAGCAGAUCGUCAUUAGCGACGAUGAGGAGGCUGUCGUUCGCUCGUUACAGCAGGAGGAGGACGAGGCCAUGGCCCGCAGCCUGCAGGCUCAGUUUGACCGAGAGGAGUCGGUAAGCGGACACCAGCACCAUCAUUACCACCAUCACCACCAGCUGGGGCAGCAGAGCUACCACAGGCUUCAUCCCUACAUGGAGACCAGCUGGAUGUCUCAGGUCCUGGCGGCCGUGUCUCCUCUGGCGGCCAUGGAAGACGACGCCAUCGGUCGGCACAGGCGGCGCGGGCGGAGCCGGAGGAGGAACGGACCGCCCGACCUAUCAGACGACUUUCAGGGAAACGACUACGAGGUGAGGAGGAGGAUGGGGAGGAGGAGGAGAAGGAGGAGGAGGAAGGGCAGGAGCCCCUCCUCACAGCUGCUGACUCCCUUCGUCUUUCAGGCUCUUCUGGAAUUCGAGGAGCGUCAGGGUGCCGUCGUGUCCAAGAAACUGACCCGCAGGGAGAUCCAGAGGUUUCCCACCAAAACAUUCCAGCCUGCCAGCGGUCCCGGGAACACCCAGUGCCAGAUCUGUUUCUGUGACUACGCCGGCGGGGAGAAGCUCAGGAUGCUGCCCUGUUUCCACGACUACCACGUCCAGUGCAUCGACCGGUGGCUGAAGGUCAGAGUUCACAGAUUCUGCCUCCGAGUGUCUGUCUGUCUUAACCCAUAA
This is a messenger RNA of Menidia menidia (Atlantic silverside), 1332 nucleotides long. The record is from the annotation of a GenBank genome assembly. NCBI's taxonomy places the organism in Eukaryota, Metazoa, Chordata, Actinopteri, Atheriniformes, Atherinopsidae.